Molecule: messenger RNA, 1026 nt
Organism: Trichoderma atroviride IMI 206040
Lineage: Eukaryota; Fungi; Ascomycota; Sordariomycetes; Hypocreales; Hypocreaceae
Cellular component (GO): cytoplasm
Molecular function (GO): zinc ion binding; alcohol dehydrogenase (NAD+) activity
Source: RefSeq, a predicted model, not a curated record
AUGACACCCUCCCUCCCCCAAACCUACAAAGCCGUCGUCCUCACGGCGCCAAACUCGGGCUUCACCAUCCAAGAUGUGCCCCUGAAGCACCCUUCCGCCCACCAGGUCCUCGUCAAGGUCCUCGCCUGCGGCGUCUGCUGGUCCGACGUGGAGGUCGGCCAGGGCCACUUUGGCGACGUCUUCCCGCGCACGCCGGGCCACGAAAUCGUCGGCGACAUUGUCGAGCUCGGCGCCGACGUCCACAACCUCUCCGUGGGCCAGCGCGUGGGCGGGCCGUGGCACGGCGGGCACGACGGCGUGUGCAGGGAGUGCCAGCGCGGCGACUUCCAGUACUGCAGGGACGAGGUCAUCAACGGCGUCUCGCGGGAUGGCGGCUAUGCUGAGUAUGUGCUGCUGCGCGCCGAGGCCGUCGUGCGCAUCCCCGGCGAGAUGGAGCCUGCGCAGGCGGCGCCUCUGCUGUGCGCGGGCGUCACCGUCUUCAACGGCAUCCGCAAGCAGCGGGUUGAGCAGGGCCGCCUCGUCGCCGUCCAGGGGCUCGGCGGCCUGGGCCACCUGGCCGUGCAGUUCGCCAGCAAGAUGGGCUACGAGGUCGCGGUGCUGUCCCACGGCGACGACAAGGCCGCCUUUGCCACCAAGCUCGGCGCGCACCACUACAUCAACACCUCCAACGCCGACUCCGCCGCCGAACUGGCCAAGCUCGGCGGCGCCUCCAUCAUCGUCCAGACGGCGCCCAACCCCAAGGUGGUUGGCGCGCUGGCGGACGGCCUCGCCCCGAACGGCAAGAUUCUGAGCCUCGCGCCCGUCGGCAACAUCGACGUCAACACCGUGACGCUCAUCAUGAAGGGCGCCAGCGUGCAGGGCUGGGCGAGCGGCCAUGCGCUGGACAGCGAGGAGGCCAUUCAGUUUGCCUUGACGCACGGCGUGAAGUGCAUGAUUGAGAAGUAUGCAUUCCGCGAUGUCGAAAAGGCGAUCAAGAGCUUGGAAGCUGGCAAGCCGCGGUUCAGGAAUGUCUUGGUCAUGGAGUGA